Drosophila biarmipes is the source of this 1146-nucleotide messenger RNA. RefSeq names its product probable enoyl-CoA hydratase. The transcript is spliced from 2 exons. The coding region runs from base 48 to 1022 and encodes 324 amino acids. The record is from RefSeq and is a predicted model, not a curated record. Lineage: Eukaryota; Metazoa; Arthropoda; Insecta; Diptera; Drosophilidae.
UGCUGACUCCGCCCCUGCCCACUGUUGUUGUUGUUUUGAGCGGCGCAAUGAGCAGAUUUGUUUGUAAACUUUUGCGAAGUGUAAACCAAACAAACUUGGGCUGCAGAUACUUUUCUUUGUCAUCUACAAGGAGUGCGGAAAGUGGAUCACAAGAUGGGCCCCCUGCCCGCACCGUUCUGGUGGAGAAGGACUCGCACAUAACACUUAUAGGCCUAAAUCGCGAGCAGCAGCGCAACUCCAUUGAUGCCAACACCGCGGAGCAACUGACCCAAGCCAUCAGCCAAUUCGAGGAGGAUGAUAGCUCGCCAGUGGGCGUGCUCUACGGCAUUGGUGGCUCCUUCUCCGCCGGCUUUGACUUGGCGGAACUGGAGGCGGAGGCCCAGCGCGGCAGCCUCAACUUUCUGUUGCGUCACGAGGGCUCCAUUGGUCCCACUAGGAGGCACCUCCGCAAGCCGAUCGUUUGCGGCAUCAGCGGUUUCUGUGUGGCCGGAGGAGUGGAACUGGCGCUCAUGUGUGAUCUGAGGGUCAUGGAGGACACUGCCGUGAUGGGGUUCUUCAAUCGUCGCCUGGGAGUUCCACUAAGCGAUGGAGGAACUGUGCGUCUGGCCGCUGCAGUGGGCUACUCCAAUGCUUUGGACAUUAUCGAGACAGGAAGGCGCAUCUAUGCCGGAGAAGCCAGGCGGAUGGGUCUGGUAAAUCGCGUUGUGGCCACGGGCACAGCUCUGGGCCAGGCCGUAAAUCUUGCCUUCUCCAUAGCCAAGUUCCCCAUGGCUUCCUUGAUGCACGACAGGAAUGCCCUGCUGGAGAAUGCCAAUGCGUACAAUAAGGACGGUUUUCAUGUGGCCAGUUACAAUGAGAUCGUCAAUGUUACCUCAGAAAUGAUAAAAGACAUACAGGAGGGCGUGAAGCGCUUCAAGAACUCUGAGAUAAAGGGCCCCAAAACCGAUUCUUGGCACAUCAAAGAGAAGACCAUUCCGGAAUGGGAAAAAGCUGAAAUCGAGAUCGAAAAGCAAAAGACAUGACAUUGAACGCUUAAUAUCUAACUUAUGUAAGAAAACUCCUUCCGGUUAGUGGCAAUACCUUCUUGUUAUUUAUAAAACGAAAGCCUUUAUUCACGUAAAAUACAUUUAUUUAAUGAUUUAUGUA